AUGUGGUUAGCAGGGAUUGAAUGGGAUGAAGCGGUACCAAAAAGUAUACUGGAUGAGUGGCUUGCUUACCGAGAAGAGCUGAAACUGUUAGAGACGAUAAACAUACCAAGAUGGGUCCACACUAAUGUUGGCGAUUCAGUUGAAUUGCACGGCUUUUGCGAUGCCUCUAAUAGUGCAUACGCAGCGGUUAUUUACAUCCGUGUGAUCGACUCCAGUGGGGCGAUUAACGUAUCUCUGUUAACUGCAAAAACAAAGGUCGCACCGGUGAAACAAGUCUCUAUCCCUAGAUUAGAGCUUUGUGGAGCUGUAUUAUUAUCACGACUCAUAUUGGAAACAGCAAGAGUGCUAGGCAUUGAAAAACAUAACAUACGAGCAUGGACAGAUUCUACAGUGGUUCUCGCGUGGAUUAAUAACCAUCCAAGUAGAUGGAAAGUUUUUGUCGCAAAUCGUGUAUCAGAGAUUAAGUCUAAUUUGGAUUUUCAUAAUUGGUCGCAUAUUAGCUCUAAAGAAAAUGCUGCUGAUGCUGCAUCUAGAGGACUAUCUCCUCAAGAAUUGGUAAAAAAUAGCAUAUGGUUCAACGGUUCUGACUUUUUGAGAAACAGAACUAUCAAUUAUGAGAAGCCCAAAGAAGUAACUACAAAUUUGGAAAAGGUUAAAUCGCAUUGUGCUGUUGUAGAAGAUGGUAUAUGGGAGAGGUUUUCAUCUUUGACGAGGAUGAAAAGAGUAAUAGCCUACUGUAAACGUUUUAUAAAUAAUUUAAGUUCAGAACCUAACAAGAGAAAGAGAGGCUAUCUGACCACGCAAGAACUAACUGAAGCACAAAAUGUAUGCAUUAAGCAGUAUCAAGCAAUUCAUUUUAAAGAAGAGAUCUUGUUGGUAAAACAAAAGAGUAACUUACCUAAAGGUAGUAAACUCCGUUCGUUGAACCCAGUGAUGGAUGCUGAUGAAAUCCUAAGAGUAGGUGGGAGAUUGGAGCUUUCUGGCUUGAGUCGCAACCAGAAACAUCCUAUCCUAAUACCCAAGAAGUGCCAUUUAACCAACUUAAUUAUUGCGGAUGCCCACAAGAAUACACUUCAUGGAGGUCCCCAGUUGAUGAUCUGCUAUAUCCAGGUAAAAUACUGGAUCUUGGGAGCAAAACAGUCGGUCAGGUCUUAUUUCCGAAAAUGUUUGACAUGCGCCCAAAAUUCCCCCAAUACUCAGACGCAACUAAUGGGCCAGUUACCAGCAGCGAGAGUGACUCCAAUACGUCCCUUCAAAUGUAGUGGUGUGGAUUAUGCGGGUCCUAUCCAGAUACGGACAGCAAAAGGACGAGGACAUAAAUCUCACAAGGGGUAUAUAUGCCUCUUUGUUUGCAUGGCAACCAAGGCCAUACACCUUGAAAUAGUCACUGAUCUCAGUUCUCAAGGGUUCUUGCAGGCGUUUAAGAGAUUCGUCUCCAGACGUGGUCAUUGCUCUGAUUUAUGGAGUGACAACGCAACUAAUUUCACUGGAGCAGCCAACGAGCUAAAACGACUUUUCCUAACCGAAAACGGAUCGAUGCUACAGGAAGUAGCUGAAUCAGUGGCUAAUAACGACUGCAACUGGCAUUUCAUCCCUGCCCGGUCACCUAAUUUUGGUGGUUUAUGGGAGGCGGGGGUGAAAUCAGUCAAGUACCACUUAAAACGUGUAAUAGGACAAUCAACUUUGACAUUUGAGGAGAUGUCAACUGUUUUAGCACAAGUGGAGGCUUGUCUUAAUUCCAGACCGCUGUCAGUUAUCGGAGGUGACUCCGACGAUAUCAUGGUCUUAACUCCGGGUCAUUUCCUAGUGGGAGAGCCUAUUGUGACUCCGCCAGACCAAAAUUACGAAUCUCACACUGUUAAUUCCUUAAGAAGGUGGCAGUUCACCCAAAGAAUGUUGCAGGACUUUUGGAAAAAAUGGUCUCAGGAAUACCUUACCAAGUUUUUGCACCGUUAUAAGUGGUCAUCAGUGCAACCUCAGCCCAAGGUGGGCGACGUUGUUUUAGUAAAAGAGGACGGAUUACCACCCCGCCGAUGGCUAUAUGGCAGAGUGAUUGAAACUCAUCCUGGACAAGACAAUUUGGUCAGAGUAAUAACGUUAAAAACAAAAAAUGAAACAUUUAAACGUCCGAUUUCCAAAGUGUGUCUGCUUCCGAUUGCGACUGAAUAA
Messenger RNA from Parnassius mnemosyne (clouded apollo), 2169 nucleotides. NCBI's taxonomy places the organism in Eukaryota, Metazoa, Arthropoda, Insecta, Lepidoptera, Papilionidae. The record is from the annotation of a GenBank genome assembly.